This is a messenger RNA of Branchiostoma floridae (Florida lancelet), 2276 nucleotides long. Its product is annotated as putative protein 2. Gene Ontology annotation, cellular component: lysosomal membrane. The transcript has 5 exons. Bases 127 to 669 code for a protein of 180 amino acids. The record is from RefSeq and is a predicted model, not a curated record. NCBI's taxonomy places the organism in Eukaryota, Metazoa, Chordata, Leptocardii, Amphioxiformes, Branchiostomatidae.
CGCCUAUACCGAUUACGUCAUUUCCGCUAUACAAUACAUACGAAGGACACAGCAACUUAUACGGAGAAAGUCGCUCGCAUUGCCCUAAAUACUCGCGACUGGAUAAACUGAGGCCCUCCCCAGGCGAUGAUGACCAGGUGUACGCUGCUCCUGCCUGUGUUCUGGCUGCUGCUGGUGCUGCUGGCCGAUUCUGUGUCGGCUGAGGGCCAGUACGAUGACAGAAGAUGUAAGUGUGUGUGUCCACCUCGGGUCAUCAACAAUGUCACCAGGAAGGUCUAUCUGAAGAACAACAUUGCCAGGGACGACUGUGAGUGUGGAAAAGUUGUGGCUCCUUUACCUGACAACCCUGUGGAGUUCUGCCUGCGCUGUGAGUGUGAAUAUGAGAGCAGGAACACCAUGCUGAUGAAGGUGCUGGUACUGUUUGUGUUAGCUGUACUUGGUGUACUGGUGGUGUAUGCUGGGUUCGUCAUGUGUCUGGAGCCACUGUGUGCCAAGCCCCAACAGGCGGCCUUCCCAGACUCUGGACCAAGACAUGCACAGGACGACAGGCCACGUCUGGUGCGCUCUGCCUCCAUGUUGGGCCGCGUGGACAGCGCACGCCAGAGAUGGAAGAAACAAGUGGAAGUCCAGCGAGUCAACGUGUACGAUAGACGGAACAUCCUUAGCUAAGUCUACUCUGUCUAAAAGUUGUCGGACACACUUAUAGAUGUAAAUUUGACAAGAACUGACUUACAUAUUUGUUAUUUAUUGUAUAUCAGGAACAUUAGUAUAUUUGUUGCACUUUUGCAGUUUGUAUUUCUUGAGGUUUAAGUUUUAACAGUCCAAUUUGAAAUUUGGAGAGUAGUUCCAAAAUUACAGAAACACCUGGUAUAGAUGUUAAGCUGUUGUAUCAGCUGGAUCCUGACAGGUGUUCUGUGGUGUUUUGGUACUUUUUCAUCGCCAGUGUUAAGUACAUGAACUUCAUUGAAAGUUUUGUCAGUAUUUACAUGUUUUUAGAAAGUCAGUUGCCUGUGGAAGGUGUAUAUGAUGAUUUGACAUCAAAAUCUAUGUGUUAUCCAGUCAUCAUCAGAUACAACAUGCAUAUUAUGCAGUAUCUAUAUUAUUAUUAUCGAUACGAUUAGACUUUGGUAGACAUCUGUAAGUAUUUUCCUGCUCACAAAGCUCAGUCAUACAGUAGACACAUACUGGGGCACUUUUCUAUUCUGAUUUUAAUGUGUGACUGAAGGAUACACAUGUGAAACCCAAAGGAAAACAUAGCUAAUAUCCAUAACCAACUACUCUACCCACAGACACAGAAGGACCUGCCAGCCUGCUGUCUGCUAUACUCUCCUCCUAAGGGUGAUUGAUUACCAUGAAACUCAUGAGAAACACAUUGGAAUCACAGUCUCUAAUUGGCCAUAAGGAAAGCUUUCAGAUAUGUAUCCUCCAAAGCAAACAUUAGGAACCCUCUGACUAGGAAAAAAGGGAAGAUACACACAAGAGAUAUCUCCUCUUCUGCUGGGUGUGUUUCCUCUACUGAACUGAGCUUUGGAAGGGGCACUCUUUUGUAGAUGUGUGCAUGUGGUGUGCAAAUAUGACCCGAACAAACAAUAGGUAGAUAGAUUAAUACAUUAGAUAUGUGUCCAUAAGGGUACCUGAUGAUUUUCUCUAAUAUCAAAGCAUUGAAAGUAUAGUUUAGAUAGAAGCCAAUUUAGCUAGCCAAACAUUACUCUCCAAGCAGAGGUUGGUGGGGAAGAUUAGAACUUUCCCAUUGGCAGAAAGAAAAUGGAGCAUGACAUGAAAAGGUCACAAUUGCCCACCAACCUCUGCUUGGGAAGUAGUUAAACAUGACCCUUCCAUUGUUGACUUAUAUAUAUAGUAGACAAGGACUGAUUACUGUUAGUCAGGUACAACAUGUGGAGGUGUAAUGACAAUGAUCUUUAUUUGCAUAUUCUUGCCCAUAUGGGCUAAAUGCAGUAGUACAUGAAAUGUUUCUGUAUAGAAUCAUUACAAUGUCAGUGGGAAAGACAGGACAACUAUGAUGCACUACUAAUAUAUCUAUUGUUUAAAAUUGUCAAAUAUGUAAUGCUAUGCUAUUAUUACAUCAAUCAUUUACAUGUCUCUUUUCUCUUCUUGAAACAAGUGUAUAUGAAUUCACAGAGUUGUUGUAGUACAAUGUUGUCAGAUGAUUUCAUUAUAUAUACAAAUGGUUCGUCCUUUACUAACUUAAGCUGGUAUAUCUAAAUUGAUAAUACAACUCACACUCCAAUACAAAUAAACUUUUCAAUAUGUUUGGA